AUGCAGUUCAAGCAGUUCGUCAUUCUCGCCGCUACCCUCACGCCGAUGGCAGCCCUGCUCGCGACCGCGGCACCUGUUAACGCUCGUGCAGUCGGACGCGAUGCGACCCCGCAGUUCAGCUACGGGUACGACCCGGAGAGUGGGAGCAGCAUCGAGCGUCGCCAGAGCCCGACGUUCACUUACGGCUAUGACCCCGAGAGCGGCGCCGACACCGUAGAGCGCCGUCAGUUCACUUAUGGCUACGUCCCGGAGGCGGGAAGCACUGUCGAGCGUCGUCAGGCCCCGACGUUCAGCUACGGGUACAAUCCGGAGAGCGGCAGCACGGUGGAGCGUCGCCAAUUCACCUACGGCUAUGACCCGGAGAGCGGUACCACUGUGGAACGCCGCCAGUUCACCUAUGGCUACGGACCGGAGACUGAUGGCGACAAUGCGGCUUCGGCUCCUCAGGCUGGUAUGGCUUCCGAUGAAUUCCUCGAGAUGAUACUCUCUGACGUGUCAUCUGCAGGAACCUCCACUGACGAGAGCACCCCCGCGGCUGCCCAGAGCGCUGCCUGAUUGCCAAUAUGAUAGCACCAGUGGGGAGAGGGCGGAAGGCUUGCUGUCUCGUUCAGGACGGCUGCUCCGGUGACGCCUGGGUCCUUGUCAAUUUAACCAUAUGUUUGGCUCUCCUACCGUCUUUGUAUCAUUGGCAACUAUGCGCGCG
Molecule: messenger RNA, 703 nt
Organism: Fomitopsis serialis
Lineage: Eukaryota; Fungi; Basidiomycota; Agaricomycetes; Polyporales; Fomitopsidaceae
Exons: 3
Coding region: 1-555 (184 amino acids)
Source: RefSeq, a predicted model, not a curated record